AUGCUCGAUAGACGCCCUUCGCGCCAGCAUGGCACACUAGACAAAUCGCCAGGGUGGCGCGCAACGAGGCGACGGCGUGCGCGCAGAGGAUGUCCUGAUUCUAGCCCAUCCAAGCAGUGCCUUUGUGAUCGACGUCCCGCGGGGCGGCAGGACGCGGCGCCCCGCACGCAAGGCACCCGCGGCGGCGUGCCAGCCCAAGGCGCGCAGAAGGGCAUCAGCAGGGGAUCGGCUAUCGGCUACAUGACGCAGCGUGAGUGCGCAGAUGCGCGAUCGAAACUUACCCAGAGGUACGCCGGCGUUACGGGGAGGCAGCUGCUUGUCUUGUGGUCGCGGUCGACCGUUUGUGGCGGGCUGUCGUUCGGAGCGCGGGUGGGGGGCAGACGCGUGAGCACGGAGUUCGAUGGCGGUCCGGGGGAAGCUGGAGGGUGGAAGCAGCCGGCGGCGUUGGAGCGGCGCGCAUCUGUGGGCGGAGAACAGCUUGACUCUUGUGAGACCAUCGCGGCUGAGGGCAUUCUGCUCUUUUGA
Messenger RNA from Schizophyllum commune H4-8, 525 nucleotides. RefSeq lists its product as uncharacterized. The record is from RefSeq and is a predicted model, not a curated record. Lineage: Eukaryota; Fungi; Basidiomycota; Agaricomycetes; Agaricales; Schizophyllaceae. Bases 1 to 525 code for a protein of 174 amino acids. The transcript has a single exon.